AUGAUAAAGAAAACUGGUUCAGAAAUACUUGCCCAAAGUAAAGAUGGUCAUAUUGUGAAACGGAACGUGUCACAUUUCAAGCGAAUAAAUAAACCACGAGAAGAAGACACUGAUGAUGAAAGUUUCGAUUAUGAAGAAAACUCGCAGAACAAUCAGCCAUCCAUCAGUAAUGAAAACAACGAAGUACCAAGAAGAUCAAGCCGAAUUCGAAGACCACCGAAUCGAUACGGACAUGAAUAUCCAUCAAAUCUAAUAAACUAA
This is a messenger RNA of Paramuricea clavata, 261 nucleotides long. The record is from the annotation of a GenBank genome assembly. NCBI's taxonomy places the organism in Eukaryota, Metazoa, Cnidaria, Anthozoa, Malacalcyonacea, Plexauridae.